GUUAAUAAAGAAAUUGAACCCCCACCCAGUAACUUACUAGGGACUGCCGUAUUCCUAUUGGCUUGUUAUUUUCCCCGCUUAUUCCGGUAAAUCAGAAACAGGAGAGAGAUAAGAGACAUUCCACAAUGUAUAGAGAGUACUAGAGAGAUAGCACUCAGAGCAGAGAGGGUACUAGUGUGUGUGUGAUAGAGAUAGAGAGAGGGAGAGGGAGUGAGUGAGUUUCAAGAGAUAUGGACUUCCUGCUGGGUUGGAGAGUAUUUCCUCUUCUAACACUUCUCGCAUCUUUCUUAUUCUUCUUCUACAUGAAAACAUCUUCUAAGCCCUCAAACAGUGAGUGUAGUCUUCUCCCUCAUGAUCGGUUCUGGAUAUUAAGUAAUAACAUAGUCACACCGACUGGUGUAAUUUCUGGAGCAGUUGAAGUUAGGGGUGGAAACAUUAUAUCUGUAGUUAAUAAAGAAAAUCAACAAUGGAAAAUCAAAAGCAAUGUGGUCGAUUAUGGGGAUGCCGUUGUCAUGCCAGGCUUAAUAGAUGUGCAUGCACAUAUUGAUGAGCCGGGAAGGACUGAAUGGGAAGGAUUUUCUUCAGGGACUAAAGCAGCUGCUGCUGGAGGUGUCACAACUUUGAUUGACAUGCCUCUCAAUAGUUAUCCCUCAACCGUGUCCGAAGAAACUCUAAAACUCAAGGUGGAUGCUGCAGAAGACAAAAUUUACGUUGAUGUUGGUUUCUGGGGUGGUCUAGUUCCCGACAAUGCAUUUAAUAGAAGUGCUCUUGAGGGACUUUUGAAGGCUGGUGUUCUCGGCUUAAAGUCAUUCAUGUGCCCAUCAGGAAUAAAUGACUUCCCCAUGACAAAUGCAAGCCAUAUCAAGGAGGGAUUGAAUGUUCUGGCAAAGUACAAAAGACCUUUACUUGUACAUGCUGAGGUUGAGCUGGAUUCUGAAAGUGAUUCCGAAGCAAGUGAUGGUAUCAAUGAUGUUCGAUCUUAUUCCACAUAUCUUAAGACUAGGCCCCCAUCAUGGGAAGCGGCAGCAAUUAGGGAACUAUUAGCAGUGACAAAGGACACAAGGACUGGAGGUCCUUCAGAAGGGUCUCAUGUUCACAUUGUUCAUCUCUCAGAUACAAGAGCUUCUUUAGAUAUGAUUAAGGGGGCAAAAAGCAGUGGUGAUAGCUUAAGUGUAGAAACUUGCCCUCAUUAUUUAGCAUUUUCUUCUGAAGAGAUUCAAGAUGGAGAUACCCGUAUGAAAUGUUCUCCUCCUAUUCGCGAUUCGGCCAACAGAGAAAGAUUAUGGGAUGCUUUAACGGAAGGGCAUAUUGACAUGUUAAGCUCUGAUCACUCACCAACAGUUCCUGAACUGAAACGUUUCGACGAAGGUGACUUUUUGAAAGCAUGGGGUGGCAUAUCAUCUUUGCAGUAUGUUCUUCCAGUGACAUGGUCGUAUGGGAGAAAAUAUGGAAUCACUUUGAAUCAGCUAGCUUCAUGGUGGAGUGAACGACCUGCUAAACUUGCAGGCCAGGACUUGAAGGGGUCUAUUGUAAGUGGAAGUCAUGCAGACAUUGUCGUGUGGGAACCAGAUACAGAAUUUGAGCUCGAUGACAACCAUACUGCAUACCAUAAGAAUCCAAGUAUCUCGGCUUAUAUGGGGAAGAGAUUAUCAGGAAAAGUUUUGGCAACUUUUGUGAGAGGAAACCUUGUGUAUAAAGAAGGGCAACAUGCUCCUGUUGCAUGUGGUGUUCCAAUAUUAGCAAAAUAAAUAAAAGUUUCAUUAGGUGUGCCGAAGUUUGCAUGGAUGGAAUGUGUGCUAAGUAUGCCUCCUUUCUCCAAAUGAUGUUGCCGUGUCUAUGCAUAUUGGUAACUAGAUUUCACAGAUUUCUGUAGCACUAUAUGGAUUACACCAAUAGGCCAAUACUUGUAAACUAGUAUUAUGAUUGUAGUACUGGAAUGUGCAUAAAACUAGGGCAUGAGGAGCAGUUGACAUCUGGGUCUGUAUCAUAUAAUUCAUUGCCUCCAGAAAGAAUUUACAACUGGCUUCUCAGGUGUUAUUGUGAAAACUUAUAUUACCGAUUUCAAAAGAUAAAUGUAAGUGAAUAGUUAUCGCUAUUCUUGAAUUGCUUCACACUGUAUUGGAAAUGAUUUCUGUUGUCCA
Molecule: messenger RNA, 2141 nt
Organism: Papaver somniferum (opium poppy)
Lineage: Eukaryota; Viridiplantae; Streptophyta; Magnoliopsida; Ranunculales; Papaveraceae
Product: allantoinase
Exons: 16
Coding region: 231-1748 (505 amino acids)
Biological process (GO): purine nucleobase catabolic process; allantoin catabolic process
Cellular component (GO): cytoplasm
Molecular function (GO): zinc ion binding; allantoinase activity; cobalt ion binding
Source: RefSeq, a predicted model, not a curated record